Guyanagaster necrorhizus is the source of this 1878-nucleotide messenger RNA. RefSeq lists its product as uncharacterized. Lineage: Eukaryota; Fungi; Basidiomycota; Agaricomycetes; Agaricales; Physalacriaceae. The record is from RefSeq and is a predicted model, not a curated record. Gene Ontology annotation, biological process: endoplasmic reticulum unfolded protein response. Gene Ontology annotation, molecular function: protein binding. The coding region runs from base 45 to 1589 and encodes 514 amino acids. The transcript has 4 exons.
AAAGGACCUCUCCACGUAGGCAGAUAACACUUUCUCAUACUUCCAUGUCGCUGGUCGAGCUGCACGUCGAGCUACCCGCCUAUGCUCACUCAUUCACGGUCAACGUUGACAGUGGGUCCACAAUCUUGGCAGUCAAAGAGCAGAUCCAGGCAGUUUGUACAGGCCGACCUCGUGUUGAUGGACAGAGACUCAUUUGGCGAGGCCGAGCAUUAGCUGACCACGAGAGGCUUGAUGCCAUUUGGACCUCCCCUGAUGAAUCACGUAUCGUUCAUCUGGCGGUUCAUCCUACGGCUUGGUCAGAUUCGCCCCCACUGGUCCCAAGAACAGAAUCUUCAAUUUCCCCUGCUUCGCUCGCAUCGUCUUCAGUUGGCCAGCUUCUUCGUUCAGUAUCAGAAGCUCAAUCGUGGACUCUUCCUUCACGGUCGUCGUCACUGGGAUAUGUGAUCUUCCAGCACCGCAAUGCGCUGCUCGCACUUAUGCAGUGUGAUGUCGUUCGAAUGUCACAUCCAACCACGCCGCGGAGGGAGGCUGUGAGAUAUCUUGCUAGUCAAGGCUGGUCGUGGCCACCUAUCUUUGACGCAGACUAUCCCCCUCGUACUUCUGGUGGCGUGAGGUACAAGCCAGUUAUCCGAGAAGGGAAGAAUUACUUGAGCUUGGAGGAUUCAUCGCAAGUCCCUACUGCGACACAGCAGCAUGCGCUUAAAGUUCUGUCUUAUACGCUCUCCAUCCUGAAAUCAGAUGCCAUCCCCGUGCCAACACGCACCGUUUCUCAGACAACGCAGCAUGAUACCAUUCCUCCCCAAGUUACUGCGCUUCUACAGCAACUUAGGCUUCUGAAUGGUACUAUUCAGAACCCUCAGAAUGUCGUCUUAAAUGAUGUACCCGUGGGUAACCAGAUGCCAGCACCUCCAGAACUUCCCCAACUUCAAAUACGCCCUUUCUUACUGCCCCUCACAUUCCUUUUACUGCGAACACUGUUAUUGCUUUACUUUUUUGCACCUGCGCGGAAGCCGUUCAUUGGCAUUUUGAUAAUGGGAUGGGCCCUCUAUGAAAUAUGGACUCGACAUGGUUUUAACAGAUGGAUUGCCCCUGUGGCUGAAGAUCAACGGCCCGCAGCUGGAGAUGCAGCACCUGCUGAUAACCAGGUUAAUCGUCCACCUGCAGCGGUUGUCGCUCCAGGUGCUGCUGCUGCUGAGGUCGGAAGAGUAGACGGAGCACAAGUACCCUCUAUGGGAGUAUUGGAUACCCUCGCCAAUCUAAACAUACCAAAUGAGGAACGUAUGCUUGAGGGAACAGUAACAGAGCCUCCUACGUUUGGUCAGAAAUGCAUGACGUUCAUGAUGCUGCUGGUGACGACAGUUCACCCCGCAGUUUGGGAUAGACGAAGAGCUGUUCUACGCCGGCGAGAAGGGCGAAUACGGACGGAAGCCAAUGCGAUGGAGGUACGGGGUGACGGUGAAGAUACGGAAGAAAAUCGACGUAGAGAGCAGCGACGCGAAGAACUCGCUGCUCAACAUGCGCGUCGACCUGGAUGGGUGCGGCAAUAUGUACGACGCGUCGUUGCGAACGACUGGGUGGAUGAUGAUUAAUGAUAUCGAUGGUAUCUAGAAAUUUGUACGAUAAACUGAGUGGAUGGGUCAUUGCAUGUUGAAACGGUAGACAAAGCCCUGCCAAGCUACACCCAGACUCUGCAUACUUAUGAGCUUGCAUUUCUGUCAUUAUGUCUACAUGAAUAGCAGAAGGUAUAAUUUGUACACUACUAUAUAAGCAAGGACACAGAUCACUAUUUUAUAAUCUCGACAAUAGUUGUAUCAGUUGUAUGGCUCUCAGUACACCUCGAGUACAUAUCGCUCCUCUUCCUUGAGACUUUCAAGAUAU